This is a messenger RNA of Fopius arisanus, 509 nucleotides long. RefSeq lists its product as uncharacterized. The record is from RefSeq and is a predicted model, not a curated record. The coding region runs from base 195 to 509 and encodes 104 amino acids. NCBI's taxonomy places the organism in Eukaryota, Metazoa, Arthropoda, Insecta, Hymenoptera, Braconidae. The transcript has 3 exons.
GGGAAAUGGGAAUAGAAGUGGUAAUGUGUGGUAGGAGGCAUAUAGGACGAGGGACAGAGAGAAAUAGCAAGAAGAGAUGAGGAAAAGGUGAGGAAGAGGGUGAGUAUUCAGUACAGAUAAGCCAACAUCAGCAGGCCGACUCAGCGGAUACCACUACACCGAUAAAAAAACAAAAGUGCAUCUCCAACGCCAAGAUGGCCGUUCGCUUCACUGACUCUCAAGUGCAUUGGGAAUUGAGAGUUUGGCGAGAUGAGCAGUUGGACAAUUUAAUGCGCUGCGGUGCAUUUGAGGAUCGCUGUGUCUCAAGGCCGAAGCGUCCGAGAGCGAGAGCUAAGGACGCGCCAUUCGCUACUUCGCCAAUGGUCCCCUCUUACUCCUCAUUCCUCAUUCCUAACUCCUCACUCCUCACUCCUCAUUCUACUCAAAACACUAUGCAACGGCCCAGUGAUUCUACCUGUUAUACUCCAUUCAAUAAGCCAUUCAGCUUUAAGAUUCACUAUUUGACGUAA